Molecule: messenger RNA, 503 nt
Organism: Argentina anserina (silverweed cinquefoil)
Lineage: Eukaryota; Viridiplantae; Streptophyta; Magnoliopsida; Rosales; Rosaceae
Product: phylloplanin-like
Exons: 2
Coding region: 15-503 (162 amino acids)
Source: RefSeq, a predicted model, not a curated record
UCCAUUCUCGAUCAAUGGCGCCCUCCAAGAAAACAAUGUUGUUUGUGUGCCUAUUGGUUGCUACAUCGGCAAUGGUAGUUCCAGCUUCAGCCCAAUUUGGACUAGGAGAUCUCCUCAAUUUUCUUCGUAUAGGCUCCAUCCAAGGCAUCUUGUUUUGCUCUGGCAAUGGAACUGCCACUGUUAGUUCCAAUGGCACCAUUAUUAGCCCGCCAUUCUCAAAUGCUACGGUCCAACUGCGUUGCGGAUCAGGCAAUGGUACUGUGAUUUCGACUGGGAUUACCAGCUCCACUGGACAGAUUUCAAUUCCGUUGAACAUUCUCUCAUUUUCACUCAGUCAAAUAUUAUCCGGAUGUCGUCUUGUGGUUGCCACCCCACUUGCACAGUGCAACGUCACUCUGCCUUCAGUCGGAACCCUCACAUCGAACUUGAUCCGAAAUGGAACUAUCACUAUCGGCGGUAUCAAUAUCCCCAUUCUCAGUCCAAUCGGAUUUACCUUAACAUAG